Messenger RNA from Cottoperca gobio, 1741 nucleotides. RefSeq names its product cell death activator CIDE-3-like. Lineage: Eukaryota; Metazoa; Chordata; Actinopteri; Perciformes; Bovichtidae. The coding region runs from base 165 to 896 and encodes 243 amino acids. The record is from RefSeq and is a predicted model, not a curated record. The transcript is spliced from 6 exons. Gene Ontology annotation, biological process: regulation of apoptotic process; apoptotic process.
CUCGAGAGCUAGAAUUCAAACAGAGAGAAAGAAGCCAAAAUGGCGCAAACUGUAGUCGUCAAUCAGUCUGAUCCAGGUGUCGUUAAUUAACGCGAGGCAGUGACGGGUUCGUGUGGCUGCACGUGACAGCAGGAGCACUCAGUGGAAAGUCGAGGUGCUCUCAGAUGGAUUAUGCUAUGAAGUUCCUCAGCCUUCUGACUCCGUCUUCCCUCUCAAAUUCUGUGACAGCCAGCGUCUCAGCCGGUGCUUCCAUGACCCAGCAGCUCCUGUCGGGUCGAGCUCCUCGGCCAAAGCCCUUCAGAGUCACAAAUGCUGACCGCAGUGUGAAGAAGGGCAUCAUGGCGGACAUGCUAGAAGACCUGAUGAACAAGGUCAGUGACUCGUUGUGUGUACCGUGUGUCGGCGCCCUGGUGCUGGAUGAAGAUGGCACAGGGGUGGACACAGAGGAGUUCUUCCAGACACUGCCUGAAAACGCUGUCCUCAUGGUCCUGGAGAAGGGCCACAAGUGGACCCCACAUCCGAACUGCCCCUCCAGAGAUCAGCUCCGUGAGCGCAGGCCACAGCACCGGACAGAUGUGGCCAAGCUGACUCUUGACCUCUACAAAAACAACCCCAAGGAUUUCAUCGGCUGCCUGAACGUGAAAGCAACCCUGUACGGUGUUUAUUCGGUGUCGUAUGACCUGCGCUGUCACGCUGCUAAAAAUAUGAUGAAGGAGGCUCUGCGAUGGACCAUCUUCUCUAUGCAGGCCACAGGCCACAUCCUUCUGGGCUCCUCCUGCUACAUCGAGCAGCUGCUAGAUGAGGAAGAGGAGAGAGCAGACAAGAGCCUGGCGCUGCCACAGGAAAGCAGGAUCAGGACGCUGCAGGGCAUGCUGCUGGGAAAGAUAAGCCACUGAUGAUGGUCUAGAGCUGACGAUGGAGCAAACACAUCGUCCACUCUCAGAUGUAGGACACAAUGUAGAUAGUCACAGAUGAAACUGGUGUUCAUGUCACAGUUUACUGGGCUGUUUGCGAACAUUUCAGACAUUGCUACACCCUGUCACUGUCACUUUCUUGCUCUGUUACAUUUGUUUGCCCCAUUUGUACGCUGUUACCACAAGUUAUUCCACAGAAAGCACUUUUACUCACUAUUGUAACAUUUUCCUAGAAGAAUAAAUAAAACUUUUUUUAAUCUCCCAUUUCUGAAUGUCCAUUUAAAUCUACAAGAAGUAGGUCUACAAGUUGGUUUAUACGUGCAGAGAGUGAUCCCAUUAAGCUGACUUUGUAUGCGAUUCCUGUUUAAAGUCAGUGUAAUUGGCAACAGGUUGCGCUAUCUCUCCCACGCUUCCCUAAUUGUCCCCUGGCCUGCACUGUCCUGUCAGCUGCAGCCUGCCUCUGGAUCAGAAAAGCAGAGGAAGAGCAAGCAGCUGCAGGGGGCGAGGGGACGGAAGCAAACCAUUAUGCCAAGAGAAAAGAGAGAUGAUGGCUUCAGCUGGUGGCAGAAUUUCCCCUUUUGCCCCUUUUUUCUUGUCUCGAUUUUCUGUCUACAGAAAAUAUAGUGUGUGUGUACCCCCCCACAUAAUAGCAGUUAGUUUGGUGUGUAUUGUGAGAUAUGGAUGUUGUAAAUGUAAUGAUGCAUAGGAUAAUGAACACAUUUUCCUAUUGUUUUGUAUUGGCAGUGCAUCAAUGAAUUGACAUCUCAUGAAUGCAUAACGAUAGUUGCAUACAAUGCAAACAUAACAUUAAAGUCAUGCUGUUUCUC